GCCUCCCCCCUGGGGCCCCCGCUCACCCAGGUAGCGGCUCCGCAGCCGGGACGGGUCCUCCAGCCCGAGGGACCUUUUCCUGACGUCCCACAACAGCCAGAGAAAAGGACACGGCGACUUUUUCACCCGGCUGUCCACAAGUCCUCGGCGGCGGAGAUGGCGGCCGCCGGCGCUCGAGGCCUGCGGGCUACGUACCACCGAGUCCUAGAUAAAGUGGAGAUGAUGCUGCCAGAGAAAUUGAGACCGCUGUACAACCACCCGGCAGGUCCCAGAACAGUUUUUUUCUGGGCUCCUAUUAUGAAAUGGGGACUGGUAUGUGCCGGAUUGGCUGACAUGGCCAGACCUGCAGAAAAACUCAGCACAGCCCAGUCUGCUGUGCUGAUGGCAACAGGGCUCAUUUGGUCAAGAUAUUCACUUGUCAUUAUUCCAAAAAACUGGAGUCUGUUUGCUGUUAACUUCUUUGUGGGAGCAGCAGGAGCCUCUCAGCUCUUUCGUAUAUGGAGAUAUAACCAAGAACUAAAAGCUAAAGCACACAAAUAAAAAGAGUUCCUGAUCACCUGAACAAUCUUUGUGGACAGAAUCAUUGGGACC
Molecule: messenger RNA, 591 nt
Organism: Elephantulus edwardii (Cape elephant shrew)
Lineage: Eukaryota; Metazoa; Chordata; Mammalia; Macroscelidea; Macroscelididae
Gene: MPC2
Product: mitochondrial pyruvate carrier 2
Exons: 6
Coding region: 157-540 (127 amino acids)
Biological process (GO): pyruvate import into mitochondria
Cellular component (GO): mitochondrial inner membrane
Molecular function (GO): pyruvate transmembrane transporter activity
Source: RefSeq, a predicted model, not a curated record